This is a messenger RNA of Monopterus albus (swamp eel), 3421 nucleotides long. Its product is annotated as CXXC-type zinc finger protein 1-like. Lineage: Eukaryota; Metazoa; Chordata; Actinopteri; Synbranchiformes; Synbranchidae. Bases 158 to 2002 code for a protein of 614 amino acids. Gene Ontology annotation, molecular function: zinc ion binding; DNA binding. Gene Ontology annotation, cellular component: Set1C/COMPASS complex. Gene Ontology annotation, biological process: positive regulation of DNA-templated transcription. The record is from RefSeq and is a predicted model, not a curated record. The transcript is spliced from 14 exons.
AGAGGAAGAAGAAGAAGCUGAGGCUGAAGCAGAAACAAAGAGAUUUGUGCAGAUUUAAGUAAAAAUGAAAAAUGAGUGAAACCCACAGGGAGUUCUGAUGAGGAUUGCAUCGGAGGACUGAUUCUUCUUGUGUGCGUGAAGCAGAACCAGCCUCAUCAUGUCUGAGGAGGCCGCAGGACCAGAGCGAGGUCUGGAGGAGGAGGAACAGGGAGGAGGAGGAGAGGGGGGUGAAGAGGAAGGAGGAGGAGAGGUUACUGUGGAAACACCCAACACUCCUGUGUACUGUGUGUGCAGGAAGCCAGACAUCAACUGCUUCAUGAUAGGGUGUGACAGCUGCACUGAGUGGUUUCAUGGAGACUGUAUCGGAGUUUCAGAGAAAGCAGCUAAGUCCAUCCGAGUGUGGUACUGUCCGUCCUGCAGAGACAGAGACUCGUCUCUGGAGAUUAAAUACCGUCUGAAGAAAACCAAGGAGGAGAAAGAGGCAGAGCCAGAGAGAGACGAUAAAUCUGACCGAGAUGGGCGCUCCAGCCCCCAGCCCAAAACUGACAGGAGGCGGGGCUCACAGGUGAACUGGCAACAGAUCAAGCGCUCGGCCAGGAUGUGUGGAGAGUGUGACGCCUGCUUGAGGACAGAGGACUGCGCUCAGUGUGACUUCUGUAAAGACAUGAAGAAGUUCGGAGGUCCAAACAAAAUCCGACAGAAGUGUCGACUGAGGCAGUGCGAGGUCCGAGCACGGAAGAUGCUUCGUGUCAGAGAUGAGGAGAUGAGUCGAAGUGGCACCAGGGGGCGGGGACUACUCAGGAAAGGGGUGGGGCAUCAGACUGAAGACGAGGAGGAGGAAGAGGAGGAGGAGGGAUUCAGUGAGAGUGAGCUGGAGCUGUAUGAGCAGUAUAAAGCUGCUGGCUACAGAGACCUGGUGUGGCACAGCGAGGAAGAGGACGCCCAGUCAGACUCUCUGAGGAAGAAAGCGGUGAAAGUGAAACACGUGAAGAGGCGAGAGAAGAAGACAGAGAAGAAGAAGUCUGUGUCCACCCCUAAAGAGGAGGUGAAGCCUCGCCGCCACAAGGCAAAGCAGCGUCACAAGGAGCGUGUACGGCACAGCGAGCGAGCAGGAGAGGGCGGUGUUAAAGAGGUGGGCGGGGCUCUGAGGCAGUGUCUAGGUCCUGGAUGUGUCGAAGCAGCGAGGGUCAACUCCAAAUACUGUUCAGAGGACUGUGGCAUGAAGCUCGCAGCCAAUCGUAUCUAUGAGAUCCUGCCUCAGAGGAUCCAGCAGUGGCAGCAGAGUCCUUGCGUUGCCGAGGAGAUGGGGCGGAGACAGCUGGAGCGAAUCAGGAGGGAGCAGCAGGCGGCGAGACUACGUCUCACUCUGAUGGAGAAACGUUUCCAUGAACUCGAAGGCAUCAUCGCUAACGCCAAACUGCAGCAGGUGCAGCACCAUGAGGAGGUGACUGAGGGUGAUGGUGAUGACACAGACCUUCAGAUCUUCUGUGUUUCUUGCAGUCAUCCUAUCAACCCAAAGGUGGCGCUGAGACACAUGGAGAGAUGCUAUGCUAAGUAUGAGAGUCAGACGUCAUUUGGUUCCAUGUACCCAACACGUAUAGAGGGGGCCACCAGGUUGUUCUGUGACGUGUACAACCCUCAGAGUAAGACGUACUGUAAGCGGCUGCAGGUUUUAUGCCCUGAACACUCCAGGGAUCCAAAGGUCCCGGCAGAUGAGGUCUGUGGUUGUCCUCUGGUCAAAGACGUCUUCGAGCCGACUGGAGACUUCUGUCGUGUUUCCAAGAGGAAGUGUAACAAACAUUACUGCUGGGAGAAACUUCGCCGAGCCGAGGUCGACCUGGAGAGAGUCCGAGUGUGGUACAAGCUGGACGAGCUGUUCGAGCAGGAGAGGAACCUGAGGACGGCCAUGACCAAUCGAGCCGGUUUAUUGGCUCUGAUGCUGCACCAGACCAUCCAGCAUGACCCAGUCACAACUGACCUGCGCUCUGCCAAGGACAGGUAGAGACAGGUAGAGACAGGUAGGCAGUCAGAAGGUAUAGACAGGUAAGAGACAGGUUUAAUAUUUCAGGCUCAGACAUCAAAACAACCAAAUGCAUUGUGAGAAACAGAGUCCAGAAGCACAUUAGAUAAAAGAUCUCAUAAUCAGGUGUUUUUAAAGUUAGGAGAUUAUCUUGUAAUUACUACAUACAGAUUGUGUCAAUACAAAAUAGGUAUCAAAAUAUUCAGACUUCUUAUUUGUAAUUAUGGAUAAAGCUCUUAUCUGUGACAGGUUUGUAAUUACAAGGUAACAAUUAUAAGAUUUUUUAAGAUAAAUAUGAAUAAAAUAAAUCUGAUCUCUAAUCACAUUUAUCUUGAUUAAUAUGAGGUAUAGAUCAUGUCAUUACAAGAUAAAGGUCUGUGUAUUAUGAGAUAAUCUCAUUGUACUGUAUAUGUAAAAUAACGAUUGUGUUAUUGCCUUAAUUCAAAAAUAACAUGUCACAGUUAUGAAUUAUAAUGCUUUUUCUCUGGUGAAGUGAAGCUGAUCUCAGCUCAGGUGUCAGUCUGUGAACUGGUCUCAUCAUGCUCAUGAAAUAAACACAUUAGUCAAAGUCACAUAAGCUCCAAUGAUAAAUAAUGCUGAUACCAAACAGUAUUAACACUGAGGUCUCCUGUAGAGACUUGUUGUGGCAAAGUGAUCUAUUAAAUAACUUUCAGAGCUUUUACACUCAGUGAGUGUAAAAUAAAAACUUAACAUCAGCUCUGAAAGUUAUUACACAUUUAUUUCUGCAGAAAGGAGCAAUCUCUAAAGAGUGUCUAACCAGUCUGAUGGAGAGGCUCCCAGAACAGAGUGCUACUUCUCUUCUUAUACACACACAUACAAUUGCAGGAAACAAAUGCUCAAACAGAUGGGCAGCAGGAUACCAGUUAUUACAGGAUACUAGCCAUCUGCUUCAGCAGUCACACAAAGGCAUGAAAAUCUUUACGAACAUGCUGACACAAUAAACGGUCUGGUGUCACAAUCACACACAUAUGCCUGUAUACCAUGACUACAAAGCAACAGCCAAUAAACUACAAAGGGUGCUACCAUAAAAUUCCCACUACAGACCACACUACAGUACCCACAGUUCACUGCACAGCUCCAGUAAAGUGAGCUUCAUCAGACCUUGUGGAGGUUUAAGAUUCACUGUCAAAUGUUGUGCACAGACGGACAAAAGAACAGGAAUGGAUGUUCUGAUUUUAUUGCACUUAGCUUUUAUUCUCAUGUUGUUCUUAUUGUUCUUGUCUCUGUAUGAUUUUAUAUGUGUCCUGCUAGAGUUGGUUUUAUAUUUUGUAUUGUUUGAUCAUGUUGUAUUCAGUUUGAUGUUUCAUUAAAAAAAGUUAAAAUGCUGUUGAUUUCUUCUGGCUUUGAUCAUUUUAAGGCAGAAUACCAAGAGUUGCCAGU